AUGGCGCCCAACACCAUCAACGAGUCCAUCCCUGAGCACGCCCGGUCGGACUCUUCCCAGGCGAACAAGGACCGCGCCGUCCCGCUGUGGGACGACGGCGACAUCACGGUCUUCAGGCCGGAGCGCUGGAUCAAGACCGACGAGAAGGGAGUGGAAACGUUCAACAUCCACGCGGGACCGGUGAUGCAGUUUGGUGGUGGGCUCAGAGGCUGCUUUGGGAAGAAGUUGGCCUACCUGGAGAUGAAGAUUUUCGUUGCCUUGAUGGUGUGGAGCUUCGACCUAGAGGUGGUGCCAGAGAAGCUGAGGGGCUUCGAGGCGUUUGACAGCCUGACGCACAAGCCCAAGCAGUGUUAUGUGGUACUGAAGGAGGCGGGCAAGUUAUGGACAAAUUAA
Messenger RNA from Diaporthe citri, 393 nucleotides. RefSeq lists its product as uncharacterized. Gene Ontology annotation, molecular function: monooxygenase activity; heme binding; oxidoreductase activity, acting on paired donors, with incorporation or reduction of molecular oxygen. The coding region runs from base 1 to 393 and encodes 130 amino acids. NCBI's taxonomy places the organism in Eukaryota, Fungi, Ascomycota, Sordariomycetes, Diaporthales, Diaporthaceae. The transcript has a single exon. The record is from RefSeq and is a predicted model, not a curated record.